CACGUAGUGUUUGUACACUGACAGGUGAAAUGUGGGUCUUCAACGUCGACUCCUGCGAAAUAAACGGCGGAGUUGAAUCAUAAACUGCAAAGCAGCACCUAGUUACGUUCCUGCGACUCGUGGCACGUUGCCAUGGAGCCAGCCAGUCUGGAGAACCUGCACGUGCUGUACCAGAGCAGUGACUUCAUUGUGGUGAACAAACACUGGGACAUCCGCAUUGACAGCAAGAUGUGGUACGAGAAGCAGACGGUGCAGAGCCAGCUGCGGCAUCGCUUCCCGGACCUGGCGGACCCCGAAACAUACUACGGCUUCAGAUUCUGUCACCAGCUGGAUUUCUCCACCAGCGGGGCCCUGUGUGUGGCGCUGAACCGGGCAGCAGCAGGCCGAGCCUACCGCUGCUUUAAGGACCGGCUGGUCACCAAGGCCUAUCUCGCGCUGGUGCGCGGCAUUCUAGAGAGAAAGAGGACGACACUGGACUUCGCCAUCGGGAAGAACACCUCAGAGGGCAGGACUCACAUGAUGUGCAUCGAGGGAAGCGAGGGAUGCGAAAACCCCAAGCCAUGCCAGACGGUACUCACCGUGCUGGAGUACGGAUCAUACGACGGCGAUCCUGUGACCAAAGUCCUGCUGCAGCCACUGACAGGUCGGACUCAUCAGCUGAGAGUUCACUGCAGCGCUAUUGGGCAUCCUAUUGUGGGGGACUUCACCUAUAGCCUGCGGACGGACAGCGCCCCCUACCGCAUGAUGCUACAUGCUUUCCUGCUGGACAUCCCGCUGGAGGGCGAGCCUAUCCGUGUCACGGCUCCUGACCCCUUCCAGUCCACGCUGGACACCAAAUGGGUACCGCAGCACUUGGUCCAGUCACUAGAGGGCGCCCUGGAGAGCCUGCUUGGGAGCAGAGGGGACCAGUGCGACCAGAGUGAUUUGAAGACCAUGGGAGAGCCACCGGGGAAGGACGUCAGCAGGGCCCCACCUUUGGAGACGGAGGAACAGAGGGUUCAGUGCCAGCAGUGGCUAUGCGAGUGGGCCCUGGACUGAGGAAGCGAACACACACACACACACACACACACAGGCAAACAUCACACUUAGAUAACACAAGGCCAGGUCUCAGGUAACAAUACCUCCAGCAGGUUUGGAGGAAGAUGACGAUGGCACAACAUGCACGAGUCCUUCCGCUUGGCCCAGAAACGUCUCCAAGUUCAAAGAGAUCCUCCACAUCACCUAGCGUCCGUCCUUAGGGAACUGGGGACCGGUUGUGCCCAGCAGGGAGCCUCCCCCAGCCGCACCCUUCCGGAAGCAAGGGCUCCCCUGGGCCUUCCCGUCCACCCCCACUGGGAUCUGAUGCUACCAGCACCAGCUGGAAUUCACCUACCUUUUUUGGGGCAUCAUCGCUCAUGUUUCACUGGCCUCAUUUAAAUGCAUUUUACAAUUUUAACCACUAAAGAGACAUAUUCCUACUGUAUUCCAGUGAUAUCCAUAAGUACACUGUACAGCAAAAGUUAUGUUUUAUUUUCUUAUAUUUUAGGCUUUUAAGCUAGAGACAGAUGGUCUGCCUAGUCUUAGUCUGAGCAUUUCCUGCUUCACCUAGAAGCAUUUGCAGUGUUUAUAUUCAGAAAGGUGGGCGGCGAAGCUUCAGCCGAAGUUGGCAGUGCCCCAUCAGGCUGGGGGUCAGAUCUUUUUAAACUGUAAAGGCUUAGAGUUUUGCCCCCCCCCCCCCCAUGAGCUGCUGACGACAGGGCUUGCAGAUGGUAGUCGACUGUGCUGGCAGUUCUACUUUAGGUUACUGACCAAAACAGGACGGCUCUUUGUGAUGGAAAUCGAGCCGCUGAACCGCCAUGUUGGAUCGGAUAGUUCCAACACUGGAGACACCUUUGCAUUCCCCUUCGUGACACCCCCCCCCCCCCCCCCCAGUGUUGCACGAAUAUUCAAUUGUUCUGCCCACCCAGUCUCUGUGAUGUGACACCUCUGUCCUUUUAACCAGUGUUUUACGUGAAGUAUUUUAAUGGUUUUAAACUGAUUUAUACGCGUAAAGUAACUCACUGCAGUAUUUGUAUAUACCCAAGUCUAUUUUAAAUCUGAAAUAAACCUCUGCAUCAGUCA
Molecule: messenger RNA, 2100 nt
Organism: Brienomyrus brachyistius
Lineage: Eukaryota; Metazoa; Chordata; Actinopteri; Osteoglossiformes; Mormyridae
Gene: rpusd1
Product: RNA pseudouridine synthase domain containing 1
Exons: 6
Coding region: 133-1038 (301 amino acids)
Biological process (GO): pseudouridine synthesis
Molecular function (GO): RNA binding; pseudouridine synthase activity
Source: RefSeq, a predicted model, not a curated record